Molecule: messenger RNA, 4129 nt
Organism: Uranotaenia lowii
Lineage: Eukaryota; Metazoa; Arthropoda; Insecta; Diptera; Culicidae
Gene: dre4
Product: FACT complex subunit spt16
Exons: 10
Coding region: 219-3572 (1117 amino acids)
Biological process (GO): transcription elongation by RNA polymerase II; positive regulation of transcription elongation by RNA polymerase II
Cellular component (GO): FACT complex
Molecular function (GO): nucleosome binding
Source: RefSeq, a predicted model, not a curated record
GUUUUAUUUUCCCGUCGCACACCAACCGAAACGGUUGUAUUCGCGAAAAGCUGCCGGAGCUGCAGCGCAGUUCUCUUUUCGUCCACGCGAGUUGGUAGUUUUGUGUUGGCCUGAACUGAAAUUUUCCGCGUUUUCGGAUUCAUUUAGGUGCUGGAAAAACCGUACGAUUCCUGUUGAUUGUCUUUCGUGCUGGAUGAGAACACCGGAAGCGCCCCGCAAUGUCUAACAUCGUGCUAGAUAAGGAUUGUUUCUAUCGGCGGAUAAAGCGCCUAUAUGCGAAUUGGAAGGAACCGGAUUUUAGCCACGACGAUUCCCUUACGAAAGUGGACUGCAUCCUUACGGCGGUAGGUGUAGAUGAGGAAACGAUCUACAGCAAAUCCACCUCGCUGCAAACCUGGCUGCUCGGGUACGAGCUCACCGAUACCAUCACUCUGUUGUGCGAGAAAUCCAUCUACUUUCUUACCAGCAAGAAAAAAAUCGACUUCUUGAAGCAAAUCGAGAAGGAAGGCGAGGAUGGGGUGCCCACGAUUAAGUUGCUAGUUCGGGACAAGAACGACAAGGACAAGGCCAACUUCGAGAAGCUGCUGGAGGCAAUCAAGGGGUCUAAGGAGGGCAAAACGUUGGGCGUGUUCACCAAGGACAACUUCCCGGGCGAGUUUUGCGAAUCGUGGCGCGCCUUCCUGAAGGACAAAUCCUUCGAAACGGUCGACAUUUCCGUCCCGAUCGGGUACAUCAUGUGCCCGAAGGAGGAGUCCGAGGUGAUUACCAUCAAGAAGGCCUGUCUGGUGACAGUGGACGUCUUCAACAAGUAUCUAAAGGAUCACAUUAUGGAGGUGAUCGAUGCCGAUAAGAAAGUGAAACACGCUAAACUGUCGGAAGGUGUCGAGCAAGCUCUCACCGAUAAGAAGUACGUGUCCGGUGUGGAUGUGAAUCAACUGGACAUGUGCUACCCUGCCAUCAUCCAAUCCGGUGGAAAUUACAGCUUGAAAUUUAGUGCGUUCAGUGACAAAAAUUACUUGCACUUUGGAUCAAUUAUUUGUGCCCUCGGUGCUCGGUACAAGUCUUACUGUUCGAAUGUGGUCCGAACCUUAUUGGUGAAUCCUACGGAAACGAUGCAGAAGCAUUAUAAUUUCCUGCUGAACUUGGAGGAAGAGCUUUUGAAGGUGAUGGUUCCGGGCAAAAAGCUGUCGGAGGUUUACGAUGCUGGUUUCAGUUAUGCCAAAAAGGAAGAACCUAGCUUGGUGGAUAAGCUAACCAAAACGUUCGGCUUUGCCAUGGGAUUGGAGUUCCGAGAAAAUGCAGUGAUUGUGGGACCCAAAUGUACGGCUGUGCUGAAAAAAGGGAUGGUUUUUAGCAUCAACGUGGGACUUUCUGGUAUGGAGAACAAAGAAGCAUCGGAUAAGGAAUCCAAAGUUUACGCGUUGUUUGUCGGAGAUACGGUGCUGGUUAACAGCGAACCUCCAGCCAGUGUGCUGACCCAAUCGAAGAAGAAAAUCAAGAACAUUGGUAUUUUCCUGAAGGACGAUGACGAAGACGAGGAAGAGGAGGAAAAACCUGCGAAGGGACCUGAGCUUUUGGGCCGCAGUGGAAAACGCUCGGCCGUCAUGGAUAGCAAACUACGAAACGAAGCCAAUUCAGAAGAAAAGCGUAAACAACAUCAGAAGGAGCUCGCGAUCGCUCUGAACGAAAAAGCAAAGGAGCGUCUAGCGAAAACUGGCAGCGGUAAAGAAGCCGAAAAGGUUCGCAAGUCUACCGUUUCUUACAAAGGUGUGAAUCAAAUGCCCAGGGAACCGGAAGUAAAAGAGCUCAAAUUAUUUGUCGAUCGUAAAUAUGAAACCGUUAUUAUGCCAAUCUUUGGAUGCCCGGUGCCGUUUCACAUCUCAACCAUCAAAAACAUUUCUCAGUCGGUCGAAGGAGAUUACACAUACUUGCGUAUCAACUUUUUCCAUCCGGGAGCAACAAUGGGUCGCAAUGAGGGUGGAAUGUAUCCCAAUCCGGAUGCUACCUUCGUCAAGGAAGUAACUUACCGAUCAACAAACACGAAAGAACCAGGGGAAGCUGUGGCUCCCUCAACAAAUCUAAACACGGCAUUCCGGCUUAUCAAGGAGGUUCAGAAAAAGUUCAAAACCCGCGAAGCUGAAGAACGCGAAAAAGAAGAUCUGGUCAAGCAGGACACGUUGGUUCUGUCGCAGAACAAAGGUAACCCCAAACUCAAGGAUCUGUACAUUCGGCCGAAUAUUGUGAGCAAACGUAUGACCGGCUCACUGGAAGCGCACAUCAACGGUUUCCGCUACACUUCCGUUCGUGGAGAUAAGGUGGACAUCAUGUACAACAACAUCAAGAGCGCUUUCUUCCAGCCAUGUGACGGAGAGAUGAUCAUUUUGUUACAUUUCCAUCUGAGGCAUGCCAUUCUUUUCGGUAAGAAGAAGCACAUGGAUGUCCAGUUCUACACGGAAGUUGGUGAAAUUACUACCGAUCUGGGUAAACACCAGCACAUGCAUGACCGCGACGAUUUGGCAGCGGAACAGGCGGAACGAGAGCUGCGUCACAAGCUGAAGACGGCGUUUAAAAGCUUUUGCGAAAAAGUGGAAGCCAUGUCGAAGCAGCAAAUCGAAUUCGACACGCCCUUCCGCGAUCUCGGAUUUCCCGGCGCUCCAUUCCGUAGCACAGUACUGCUGCAGCCGACGUCCGGUUCGCUGGUUAACUUGACCGAAUGGCCACCAUUUGUCAUCCCGCUAGAGGACGUUGAACUGGUUCACUUCGAACGUGUCCAAUUCCACCUACGGAACUUCGAUAUGGUGUUUGUGUUUAAAAACUACAAUCAAAAGAUCGCGAUGGUCAACGCCAUUCCGAUGAACAUGCUGGAUCAUGUCAAGGAAUGGUUAAACUCCUGCGAUAUCCGCUACUCGGAAGGUAUCCAAUCCCUGAACUGGACCAAAAUUAUGAAAACCAUCACCGACGAUCCGGAGGGUUUCUUCGACAACGGUGGCUGGACGUUCUUGGAUCCGGAAUCGGAUGGCGAAGCCCAAGGGGAUGAUGAAACAGAAGACGAGGAGGACGAAGCUUACGAACCCACGGACGAUGACACCGCUGAAGAGUCGGACGACUCCGAAGACUACUCGGAAGCGUCCGAGGAUGACGAUAGCGCUAGCGAUGAGGAUCUAGGUUCGGAGGAGGAAUCCGGCAAAGAUUGGUCCGAUUUGGAACGGGAAGCCGCCGAAGAAGAUCGAAAUCGCGAGAGGGAUGGCUACGAAGAUGAUCGUAAGCAUUCAUCGUCCAAGAAAAGCUCCCAUAACAGAAGAGACCGUGGCGUUGCAUCGUCAUCUAAAAAGCGUCCGGAUGGCCAAAGCUCGUCAAAGCACAGCAGCAGCAAGGACAAGCACCACCACAAGGAUAAACAUGGGGACAAACACCGGAGCAGCAGCAGUAGCAAAGACAAGCAUCGCAGCAGCAGCAGCGGCCACAAAAGUAGCAGCGGCGACCGGCACAAGAGCAGCAGCAGCAGUAGCCAUAAACGGUCUCGUGAUGAUAGCCGAGAUAAUCAUCACAAGAGCAAAAAAUCCAAACAUUGAUAGGCUACCCAAAAACAGCAGCAGCAGACAUGUUAUUGUGUUGUGUAAAUGCUCAGUUAGUGUCAUCCUUGAAUUUGUUUAACAUUUUCGUAAACCAUCAUUGUUUGAGCUUCAUCGGAUCGUGUGCUCCUACUUUUUUAAAGGAAUUCACCGUCACGCACCCUUGCCUGUAAUCGAAUACCUAGCGUCAGAAAAAAAUUACAAACAAACAUAACAUCAAUUGUUUUAGUUUUUUCAUAUUAAUAGACUUAUGUGUGUUUAUACACCCUUAAAAAUUAGUAGCUGAUAUGGAUGAAUUAAAAUUCCAAACAUUUACGUUCAUUUUCAAUAAAAUUUGGCGUAAAGUAAGUAAGCGCGUAAAAUAACCUCUAAGGUUGCAGAGAACAAAACAAAAACUGGACUCUUGUUGGCGCACAAACCUUCAUCGGAUGUAGGCUCCCAACAACAGGUUUUAUUCCAUCUUGACAUUUCAAGGAUUUUUGCUCUCAGGAGCGGAAAAAGUUCUAUCACUCGAAACGAACACAAAAUAAAAAUCAAUAGUAUUACAGAAUCUUAAA